AAGCCAGAACCUUUAAACCUCUUGAUCACCCAGAAACGGGGUUUUAGGGUUUUGGAUGAUGAUGAAGGUUUGGAAAUGGUACCAGGGCUGCCUCUCUCACCACCCAUUGAAGACCCAGGUCAUCAGCUCCGGCCUACUCUGGGGCGUCGGCGACAUUGCUGCCCAGUACAUUACUCACUCCACCACAAGAAACCGUCUUCAGCUCUCUCAUGACAAAGCUGAAGAUUUCAAAGUUAACUGGAAACGAGUAGCUAUCACAAGUACAUUUGGCUUUGCUUUUGUUGGACCCGUUGGCCAUUUCUGGUAUGAAAACUUGGACAAAUUCAUCAAACUGAAGCUUCUCCUACCAACUAACUCAGCUCGGUUUGUUGCUGCUAAAGUGGCAAUGGAUGGUCUUAUCUUUGGUCCCCUUGAUUUGUUGGUAUUUUUCACCUACAUGGGAUUUUCUACUGGCAAGAAUGCUGAACAAGUGAAGGAAGAUUUGAAGAGAGAUUUCAUACCAGCCCUUAUAUUGGAGGGUGGUGUGUGGCCAAUUGUUCAAGUUGCAAAUUUCAGAUAUGUUCCUGUGAGGUAUCAGCUCCUCUAUGUUAAUAUCUUCUGCCUGUUGGACAGUGCCUUUUUGUCAUGGGUUGAGCAACAAAAGGAUGCCGCUUGGAAGCAGUGGUUAACAUCUUUUACUUCUUUUAAAGACCGAUGAGGUUAGGGGUAGAUUAUGAUUCAUCAUCUUCACCACUCAUGUAUUUCUUUCCUUCUAUUCAGUUUUGUGUACUGCAAACCAAGAGAAUGUGUUUGGGAAAGAAAGAUUUUAGUGCCCACCAUAGACUACAACCUGCAUUUUCAAUGCCGGAAUUUGUGGAGAGUGAUGUAAUUGUUUUCAAGUUGUAUGUGUUCACUGUGACUUAUACAAUGAAAAGAACAACACAGCUUAGAGUCCUUAGACCUUUGAUUUG
This is a messenger RNA of Fragaria vesca subsp. vesca, 950 nucleotides long. Its product is annotated as PXMP2/4 family protein 2-like. Bases 56 to 697 code for a protein of 213 amino acids. Lineage: Eukaryota; Viridiplantae; Streptophyta; Magnoliopsida; Rosales; Rosaceae. The transcript is spliced from 3 exons. Gene Ontology annotation, cellular component: membrane; cytoplasm. The record is from RefSeq and is a predicted model, not a curated record.